CAAGGCAACACGAGACAGAAAGCACCUGAUAGUCACACCGACCCGCAGCCAUCAUGCCCCGCUGCAAAGUCAGCCUAAGCACCAUGAUUUUCCUGGUGAUCCUGCAGGGGGCAGCAGUGGUGCUGUUCUGUGGCUGGUACGUCCAGCUCAGUCAGUGCGACGCCACCAACCCCAACACCAAAGUUCACGUUCUGCUGCUGUCGUCCUGGCGAUCAGGCUCCUCCUUCCUCGGUCAGGUGUUCAGUCAGCACCCGUCUGUCUUCUACCUCAUGGAGCCGUCUUGGCAUGUGUGGUCCAAACUGCAGAAAUCGGGGGCGCGGUCGCUCCGGAUGGCGGUGAGGGAUCUGUUCCGGAGUGUGUUUCAGUGCGACUUCUCAGUGAUGGAGGCGUACCUUCCGGAGCAGUGCAAUAUCUCCUCCUUGUUCAUGUGGAGUCACAGUCGAGCGCUGUGCUCGCCACCGGCCUGUCCUCUCACGCCGCGCAAUGAGUUCAGCAACCAGACCCAGUGUUCGCAGACCUGUGGAGCCAGGGGCCUGCAGGGGGCGGAGGACGCCUGUGGCACUUACAGCCACGUGGUGUUAAAAGAAGUGCGUUUUUUUGAGCUGGAAUCCCUCUACCCACUUCUGCAGGACCCAAACUUAGAUCUCCGCAUCAUCCACCUGGUCCGGGACCCACGGGCUGUGGUGCGGUCCAGAGAGGCCUCGUCCAAGGCCUUCAUGAGCGAUAACGCCAUCGUUUUGGAGCAAAGAAACAUACCAGCAGCUGAGGUGCAGUAUCAAGUCAUACAGGAGAUCUGCCGCAGCCAUGUGCGCAUCAACGAGAGGGCCACCCUGAAGCCCCCUCCAUUUCUGAAAGGCCGCUACAAAAUGGUGCGAUACGAGGACGUGGCACGCAACCCACUGGAGGAAAUAAGUGCCUUGUACGACUUCAUAGGUCUGGACAUGACCAGGCAGCUCGAGGACUGGAUCUACAGAGUGACCCACGGAAAAGGAAAAGGCUCCAAGAAAGAUGCCUUCAAAAUCACGUCACGAAACGCAGCCGACAUCUCCCAGGCUUGGCGAACGCUGCUGCCUCACAGCAAGGUCAAACGUGUGCAGGAAGUGUGUAAAGGUGCCAUGACGUUGCUCGGGUAUCGAACAGUUGACAGUGAGAAAGAACAAAAGCGACUCGACAUAAAUCUGCUGGUGCCACAGGAACCGUACCAGUUCAGCUGGUUACCAGCGAAAACAGAGCGUCCGAGCGACAGCUGAAAAAUGAGAGGACACAGGACUGAGGUCGACAGACUGCAUCAUGUGACGAUAGAUUUUAUAAAAAAAGAAAAACAGAGACGCUGAUUCAAGGGGUAGAAAAUACUUGAUCCUGCAAAAGUGGGUCUAGAACUGAAAACCUCAGAAGACGGCUGACGUUGGGUUUUUCUCUGAGCUGUUUAUAAAACUCAGCAUCGUCUGAAGUGAAGAUCAGGUUUGUAGCCGUUUAACUUCUUAGGUCACUGAUAUGUUUUAAAACUAAAACCAUCUCCGCCCCAAAAAGUGUUUCAGCUCCAUAUCUGGAAUAAUCUCCAUCCUCCCGACAACACACGUCACAUGACCGUUCACACGCACCGCUCACUCGGACGUUGGUGUUCUCACAUACAACCUGCAUGACAGAGGAAACAUUCUCCAUAUUCUCAGUCACUCUAACCUCGAACUCACUUUAAUCAACCCGAUGACUUAAAGGAAAAAUCUUUGAGUUUAAAGCUGCGCAGAGAAAAACAAACUCUUAUUUUCACAAGUGAGUCUCCAGCUGAAACUCGAGAAUGAAGAAGUUUCCACAAACGAAUGAGACGGAUCAGAUCGAAGUGUCACUCGUGGCGUCAGGACGUUUCUCUGGUUUAACAUGAAAACACGAUCAGAGUCUGUGUUCAGUUUAACGUCAUCAACGUUUCCUUCAGCUGAUCAACUGGGACUUUGCUUCCUGGAUGUCUUUAUCUCUUUAUUCUCUUUUGUUCUUAUUUUAAUGAUUGAUGGGUUAAUAACUAAUCGCACUGAUGACAGUAAAUAUCUGGUGUCCUGAGUAGAGUUCGAGUCGAGUGAAAUGUUCAAUCAUUUACAUCUUCGACUCAAAGAUGAACUCCUGUUAUUAGUUGGUGUUUAGAUUCUCUGGGAGCUUUCUCUUCUUUUAAAUAUCACAUGUCAGAAAUGUUUUAAUGUUCAAACCAUAACUCUGCUCCUCUGGUGAUCACUCGUCUGUAUCUACUGAAGCUGUCGAUGAAAUCUUUGUGUUUGUGAACAACACUUAUACACUCCAUUUUGAAUGUGAUCGUUAUGAAUUGGUUUCGUUUGUUUCCUGACAUCAGCCUCAGCGCCGUG
Paralichthys olivaceus (Japanese flounder) is the source of this 2348-nucleotide messenger RNA. NCBI's taxonomy places the organism in Eukaryota, Metazoa, Chordata, Actinopteri, Pleuronectiformes, Paralichthyidae. The record is from RefSeq and is a predicted model, not a curated record.